This is a messenger RNA of Geodia barretti, 762 nucleotides long. Lineage: Eukaryota; Metazoa; Porifera; Demospongiae; Tetractinellida; Geodiidae. The record is from the annotation of a GenBank genome assembly.
AUGAUUGCAACUGAACAUGGUAUCGUGAAGUUGGGACCAUACCGCACACUACGAGAGGUAAGUUAUGGCGGAUCCGCGUCGCGAUUUUGUGAAAUAUACGUUCUUCCGGGGCAACCGGAGUGGCGUCGCCUGGCAUCGGCUGAACGCGACGCCGGCAAAGACGAGUUUGCGGCGGUAGCUGCCGAGUUCGCCGACCGGGUUUCGCUGAAUACUUACAGUCUGGUGGGCACCCGCGGCGAUGUCGACUUCAUGCUGUGGGGAGUGUCCCCGGAGCUUGAACGCAUCAACGAGCUGGCCGCGCAACUGAACCAGACGCGGCUCGGCGGCUACCUGGAAACGCCUCACUCCUACUUGGGUAUGACCCGACGGUCGCCGUACAUCGACGACCACCAGCACGAGGGGCAAGAAGGUUCCGGCGAUGCCGCGUCCAUGCGAAUCGUCGGGCGGCGCUACCUGUUCAUGUAUCCCUUCUGGAAGACCCACGACUGGUACCAGCUUCCCAAAGAGGACCGCCAGGAACUGAUGAACGAGCACUUCGUCAUCGGGCACAAAUAUCCCCAGGUGAAAAUCUCCACGGCCUACUCAUUCGGCCUGGACGACCCCGAGUUUGUGCUGGGCUUCGAAACCGACGAACCGGGAACUUUCCUGGAUCUGGUGAUGGAACUGCGGGAAUCCAAAGCCCGCCCCUACACGCUGCAAGACACGCCAAUCUUCUCCUGCAUCAACCGCCCCCUCCGCGACUGCUUGGAAGACGCCGGGUAA